UCGGAAUGGCCUAGAGAUUGUGUAGUGAUCCUAUCGACAAAAGAAAACAAAUUUUGCCCCGUAUUCGGCGUCAAUUGUGUGUUCUAGCCGCUCAAAGAUUCGUAAUGUCGGCCUGUGGAAAUGUCGUGUGUAAGAUCGGUCCAUCGAUCCUCAAUGUGGACCUUUCUAACUUAGCGGAGGAGUGCCAACGACUUUUGUCAUACGGAGCCGACUAUCUUCACCUCGAUGUCAUGGAUGGCCACUUUGUACCCAAUCUCACCUUCGGCCACCCAGUUGUCAAGUGUCUUCGUGGCAAAGUUCCUAAGGCGUUUUUCGACAUGCACAUGAUGGUAGCGAAACCUGAGCAGUGGGUUACUUCUAUGGCUGACGCAGGAGCAGAUCAAUAUACAUUUCACUUAGAGGCUACGAAUGACGCACUUGGACUCAUCCGAGCCAUUCGCGAGGCUGGGAUGAAGGUGGGUGUCGCUAUUAAACCAGGCACAAUCGUGAAGGAGAUGGAUUAUGUACUCGAUAAGGUUGACAUGGCGCUUAUUAUGACUGUCGAGCCAGGGUUUGGAGGACAGAGCUUUAUGCCCGACAUGAUGCCAAAGGUUGAAUACAUUCGAAAGCAUUACCCGACAUUGGAUAUUGAAGUAGAUGGCGGAGUGGGCCUUUCGACGAUUGAUGCCUGCGCUCGCGCGGGCGCCAACAUGAUUGUAAGCGGUACAGCAGUCACCCGAAGCCCAGAACCGGAAAAAGUUAUCACAGCCCUUCGUGCUGCUGUAGUUAAAAAUCUUUGAAUUGCUAAUUCGCAGCUAAGUCAUCAGCUCAGCAUAUAUGGCAAUACAUGUAUUAGUUUACAUGCAGGACUUUCUUGCAGCGUAGGGCUGAGAAAGACAUCUGGAGAGGGCAAGAAGUUCUCAUGUAAUAUAUACGCAUGGU
Molecule: messenger RNA, 921 nt
Organism: Varroa destructor (honeybee mite)
Lineage: Eukaryota; Metazoa; Arthropoda; Arachnida; Mesostigmata; Varroidae
Gene: Rpe
Product: ribulose-phosphate 3-epimerase
Biological process (GO): pentose-phosphate shunt; carbohydrate metabolic process
Molecular function (GO): D-ribulose-phosphate 3-epimerase activity
Source: RefSeq, a predicted model, not a curated record